Molecule: messenger RNA, 1308 nt
Organism: Ostreococcus tauri
Lineage: Eukaryota; Viridiplantae; Chlorophyta; Mamiellophyceae; Mamiellales; Bathycoccaceae
Product: UDP-glucose 4-epimerase C-terminal domain
Exons: 1
Coding region: 1-1308 (435 amino acids)
Biological process (GO): beta-D-galactose catabolic process via UDP-galactose, Leloir pathway
Cellular component (GO): cytosol
Molecular function (GO): UDP-glucose 4-epimerase activity
Source: RefSeq, a predicted model, not a curated record
AUGCGCGCGCCGUCGGCGCCGACGCCGGCGUCGCGUCGACGGCCGACGGCGCUCGUCCUCGUCCUCGGCGUCGUCCUGGGCGCGCUCGCGAUCUCGCGCGCGACGGGCGGGACGGGCGCGAGGGCUCGGACGACGCGCGGCGACGGCGAUCGCGGGUUCGUUCCGACGACGGCGUGGACGACGCCGACGACGGGGCGACGCGACGGUGGGACGCGUGGGGUGGGUCGGGACGUCGACGCGCGCGCGCACGCGUUCGCGGGGGGGAGGAAAGCGCACGCGCUGGUGACGGGUGGGGCGGGAUUCAUCGGUUCGCAUUGCGUCAAGGCGUUGCUCGCGCGCGGAUACGCGGUGACGUCGAUGGAUAAUCUGAGUCGAGGGAACGGUGGGGCGAUCGCGGCGUUGAAGCGAACGGCGGAUGAAGGGAGUUUUCGCGUCGUGGAGGGAGAUCUGGGUCGAGUGGAGGAUAUUGAGUGGGCGUUCACGGGGUCGAACUUGGGGGUCGACGUGGUGUUUCACUUCGCCGCCAUCGCGUACGUGGGGGAGUCGAUGGCGGAUCCGCUGAGGUAUUACAGGAACAUUACGGUGAACACGGUUAAUUUGUUGCGCGUUAUGGACGCACACGGGGUGAACAAUAUGAUUUACAGCUCGACGUGCGCCACGUACGGCAACGUGGAAAAGUUGCCGAUUACGGAAUCGACGCCGACCAAGCCCAUCAAUCCGUACGGGAAAUCCAAGCUGUACGCCGAGAACGUGAUCAAGGAUUACGCACUGGCGAAUCCUAAGUUUAAGACGGCAAUUCUUCGCUAUUUCAACGUCUUCGGGAGCGAUCCCGACGGGGUACUCGGGGAGCUGCCGCGAGCAGAGUUGCGCGAGCACGGGCGCAUCUCGGGCGCGUGCUUCGACGCGGCGAUGGGAAAGGUCGACAAGUUGACAGUGAUGGGAACGAAGCACCCAACUCGGGACGGGACGACGAUUCGAGACUUUGUGCACGUCAUCGAUUUAGUCGACGCGCACAUCGCGGUAGCCGAGAAGAACAAGUGGGAUAAUCCUCCGUCGCUGUACAACGUCGGCACUGGAAGCGGAGUGAGCAUGAGAGAGUUUGUCGAUGCGUGUAAGAACGUCACCGGGAAACAGAUCGAAGUGUACUAUCGCGAAGAGCCGAGGCCGGGGGAUUACGCCGAGGUGUACGCAAACGUGGACAAGAUCAAGCACGAGCUUGGGUGGAGCGCCAAGUACACGGAUUUGAGCGAGAGCUUAGCGCACGCUUGGAAGUUUCGGCAAAAGUUUUCAGGAGACACGUGGGACUGA